Messenger RNA from Syngnathus acus (greater pipefish), 2037 nucleotides. RefSeq lists its product as uncharacterized. The transcript has 19 exons. Gene Ontology annotation, molecular function: carbohydrate binding; signaling receptor activity. Bases 424 to 2037 code for a protein of 537 amino acids. The record is from RefSeq and is a predicted model, not a curated record. NCBI's taxonomy places the organism in Eukaryota, Metazoa, Chordata, Actinopteri, Syngnathiformes, Syngnathidae.
CAAACCUUACAAUCUGCUUUCGUGGGACUCAAGAAGGAGGACGACGACUACGAGUGGAGUGACGGAACAACUUACGACUACAAGGUCUGGCAAGAUGACACCACGGGGGACUGCGCAUUCCCAAAUUCUGUUGGGAAGAUCGGCGGCAGCCCCUGCACAACGAAGCGGCCAUUUGUCUGCAAAACAGCCAAGCGUGGACGGCCUCGACAGCUGCCACCAUUAGCCAGCCAACAUGGCUGGACUGACAAAUGCGGCUGGUGGCUGGACAACCCCUCGGACGACUUCUGCUACCUGUUCAACUUUCAGCCCGCCAAGACUUGGCAGGAGGCGCAAGCCGACUGCAAAGGCCGCCAAGGGAACCUGCUCAGCAUCGCCGACUCGGACGAGCAGGGCUUCGUACGCGGUAUCGCCAAGCUUCUGGCGAUGAAUGAUGACGCCUCCCUGUGGUUGGGCGCCGACGCCUCCAUCAAGCGUGACGGUGACAAGUGGACUGACGGAUCCUCCUUCUCUUACCUCCACCCGAGUGCAGGUGUCCCUGAAGGGGGGAAAUGUCUUUUCUUGCUCACUGGCAGCGGCGACUGGAAGCGCGACACGUGCGACAAGAAGAGAGGCUACGUCUGCAAGAAAAGAGGAAAGACACAUCAGCUGCCGCCACAUGACGGCUACAAGAAGAAGCUUGUCUGCCAAGACGAUUGGAAAUCCCUCGAAUGCCCCGAUGAAAGAGUCAUCCGCAUACGGUCGGCUUUCCAUGGACGGGAGCGUGGCGACGUCUGUCCGAGUGGCGGCGGAUCACGCGGUGGCUGCAGGGUGGAAGGGGCUCUCCGUCACUUCAGAGGAUUGUGUGACAACUAUCAGAUUUGCCCCAUUUACCCCAUUUACCUUACGGAUACGGACUCCUGCCCUGGUGUCUCCAAAUACCUCCGCGUUGUCUACAGCUGUGAGAAGAAAGUGUGUCUUGAUAGUCUGGGCAUCGCUGACGGGAGAAUCCCAGACUCCUCUUUUUCAGCCUCUUCCUCUGCGAUCAAUGCCGAACCUCACAAAGCGCGUCUGGGGGGCAGCGGUUGCUGGAGACCCUCCGAAAUGUUCGGCAGCUGGAUCCAGGUGAACCUCGGUCAGAACUUCAAGGUGACAGGCAUUGAGACCCAGAGCUGUAGAUUGCAAAGUUCCAGCGUAUUUGCGAUGCAGUUCAGUAUUGACGGAGUGACUUGGUAUCGCCACCCAAAGCAGCCUUCUGUGGGGACGUAUAUUCUAACCAGGCCCGUGUUCGCCCAGUACGUCCGCCUCCUGCCAAUGUUUUUGGGCCUACGCUUUGACGUCUUGGGGUGCACGUCUGACGACACCGCUCACAUCUUAUGCAGCAGCACAGCCACCGACCUCAGCCUCGACGGUUCAAUGACGGUGCGGUGCCCACCGGGCUGCGCCCAAGCCGGCUACAAGGUCUACGGAACACGGCUCUACAAACAGGACUCAAACAUCUGCGCGGCCGCUAUUCACUCGGGCGUCAUUGAGAACGAGAUCGUAGGAGAUGUGACUUUGCUGAAGAAACUGCCACAGAAAGCCUACAACAGCUCCACCUGUAACGGAAUCAUCUCGAAAGUAUAUGUUGACAAAUUGGCUCCGUCUCCGUCUUACACUUUUGCUGACAUGGAGCCGAGAUGCUUGGGACCUGACUGGGAGGAGUUUGCGGACUUCUGCUACAAACGUUUUGAUGAUACAAAGAAGUGGUACGACGCUCAACACUUCUGCAGGAGUCUCGAUGCCGAGCUGGUGUCUAUCCACUCCGAGGCUGAGCGGGAUUGGCUGCACGACCUCGUGAAGCUUGCCCCUGGAGACACGUGGACCGGACUCAACGACCUGGUCGAUCGCGGCAGAUUCGUGUGGUCGGACCGCCAGAAGGUGACCUUCGCCAACUGGGCUCCGGGAAAACCUACCGGCCUGAUGGAGAAUUGCGUGGCCACCUUGAGCCAGUCUGGCAAAUGGAAGAAGAUGUCCUGCAUGGAAUUAAACGGCUACGUGUGCAAGAUGCCCACAGAUUGA